Pistacia vera is the source of this 2543-nucleotide messenger RNA. RefSeq names its product probable arabinosyltransferase ARAD1. Gene Ontology annotation, molecular function: glycosyltransferase activity. Bases 921 to 2426 code for a protein of 501 amino acids. Lineage: Eukaryota; Viridiplantae; Streptophyta; Magnoliopsida; Sapindales; Anacardiaceae. The record is from RefSeq and is a predicted model, not a curated record. The transcript is spliced from 2 exons.
GUAAUAAUCAAUUAAUUUUAAUAAAAGGUUUUGAAAAUGAGGAUAUACACUAGCAAUUAUAAGAUUGUGCUCAAUAGUAAACAUUCUUCUCUUUUUCCCUCACUACUGUUGCUGCACAGACUGUAAAGAGACACAGAAGAAAGCAUAUAGAAUCUCAAAAUCCAAGCUCGUCAGGUACUCUUCUGCCUAGUUCUCUUCGACCCAUUUUAGCUAACUGUGUACCUUUAGAACCCGGACGAUAUAUUUUUAUUCUUAUUAUUUUACAUGCUUGCUUUUAGUUUUUAUUUGGAUGAUUUUUAUUUUGGAGAUUUUGUGAAAUUCCUACUACUUAUAGAUAAAACCAACUACUUUAUGGGCUUGAAAGAGUCUUUCCUUUUAUUUUGCAGAUUGAUUGAUUGGUUUCUUUUAGGAUGAAAACAAGAGGAAAAGCUUAUGGUUAGUUGGAAAAUGAAGACUCUGUUUUUAACAAGCUCUUUUUAAUAUAAUUCUUAUGUAACGUUUGAAAUACGGGAUAUUUGUUCUGACGUUUGAUUGGGUUUGUUGGUGUUUCAAGCGGAAAUAUUUGAAAGUUGAAAUCUUUUUCAAGAACCUUUAGGGUUUAAGGACAGAAAAUUGGGUUUAUCAUUUCAUUCUGAAGAUGGUUUUUCUCUGUUUGUGUUGUGAAAAUUUCAAAAUUAAGUUUGUCUUGUUAAUGGAUUGGAGUUGAGAGUUGAGAACCCUUUAGUUAAGUGAUUACUUCUUGAUAUAUAAAGAAGCUAAGGCUCAUUAACUUGGGGCGUGUCGGUUCUCUACUGCAAACCUUUUCCACUAGAAAAAUAACUUUUCUUGGUCUUGCUUUGAUACAUUUGGGAUUUGGCGGCCAUUGAGUUACUGUUGAAUUUCAUAAACCCACUAGAGUUUUGUCUCCCUAACCUUCAUCAAUGUCGGAAAAGAGCAUAUUUCCCUCGAGGUUUCUUUUCUACUUGAUAACCAUUUCCAUGUUCCUUUUGAUCCUUUCUUCUGUGUUCCUUCUUGAAUUCAGUAGUAGUUCUUUUAUACCAAGAUCAGUUUUCAAGCUGAUUCUGCUCAAUCGCACGUCAGUUUACUUAAAGCCCAAUAUCAAGAGUGAACAAAUUGAACUGCCUUUUCUUUCAUCUGUGGCAAAAACUCCAAUGAAUAGUGGAGAGGUGGCAUGUCAGAGAUCCAGUUCUGGGAAGGAAAAGAUUGGUUCUUUUGGACAACAGAAAAGAAAAAAUUGUGACCGAAGUCAGGCUCUUUUAAGGGUGUACAUGUAUGAGUUACCUCCUGAAUUUCACUUUGGAUUAAUGGGUUGGAAGGGAAAGGCAAACGAGACAUGGCCCGAUGUUAGCAAACCAAGUCAAAUUCCACCAUACGCAGGUGGGUUGAAUUUACAGCACAGUAUGGAGUACUGGCUUACUCUCGAUCUUCUAUCAUCAAAUACAGCAAAUUUUGGAAGACCAUGUUCUGCAAUUAGAGUCAAGAAUUCAAGUCAAGCAGAUGUAAUUUUCGUGCCUUUCUUCUCGUCUUUGAGCUACAACCGCCACUCUAAGGUUCAUGGAAAGGAGAAGAUUAAUGUUAACAAGAUGUUGCAAAAGAAAUUGGUUCAGUUUUUGGAAGAUCAGGAUGAAUGGAAAAGAUUGGGUGGGCACGAUCACAUAAUAGUGGCUCACCAUCCAAAUAGCAUGGUGGAUGCAAGAAAUAAGUUGGGUUCAGCCAUGUUUGUGCUUGCAGAUUUUGGAAGAUACCCCAUGGAAAUAGCAAAUAUUGAGAAAGAUAUUAUCGCUCCUUACAUGCAUGUUGUGAGGACCAUUCCCAGUGGUGAAUCAUUGCCAUUUGAAAAACGUCCUACAUUAGUUUAUUUUCAAGGAGCAAUAUACAGAAAAGAUGGAGGAGUCAUUCGCCAGGAAUUAUAUUACCUUCUGAAAGAUGAAAAAGAUGUACACUUUGCAUUUGGAAGCAUUCGAGGAGAUGGGGUCAAAACUGCAGGCCAAGGCAUGGCCUCAUCUAAAUUUUGCCUCAAUAUAGCAGGUGAUACCCCUUCCUCAAAUCGCCUCUUUGAUGCAAUUGCAAGCCACUGCGUUCCUGUGAUAAUAAGUGACGAGAUUGAGUUACCAUACGAAGAUGUCUUAGACUACUCAGAGUUUUGCAUAACUAUUAAUUCCUCUGAUGCUGUCAAGAAAGGAUUUCUUCUAUAUCUUCUCAGGGGUAUCAAGCAAGACCAGUGGACCAAGAUGUGGGAAAGGUUAAAGGAAAUUGUACACUACUUUCAAUAUCAAUAUCCAUCCCAGCCCGGCGAUGCUGUAGACAUGAUUUGGCAGGCGGUUUCACAUAAGGCAUCUUCUAUACGAUUUAAAAUUCACAGGCAGAACAGAUACAGUAGAUCUCAGAUUAUGGUAAAUAGCAAUUUUAAUGAAAAAUCUCACUGAAGAUUGAUAUAUUUCUUGACUUGACAUGAUUUGGUUGAGUUGUGAGAUUUUGAAAGAGAGACAUAGUUUUAUUGAAAAUCUAUCAGAGCUUUGUUUCUCGUUUACUCGUUCCUUUUC